Messenger RNA from Eublepharis macularius, 6403 nucleotides. It is a transcript of the gene TDRD15, whose product is annotated as tudor domain containing 15. NCBI's taxonomy places the organism in Eukaryota, Metazoa, Chordata, Lepidosauria, Squamata, Eublepharidae. The record is from RefSeq and is a predicted model, not a curated record. The transcript has 3 exons. Bases 47 to 6403 code for a protein of 2118 amino acids.
AAGAUAUUGAAGUUUAAGACUCCGCUCUCUACCUGUUGGACUGCUUAUGUGUGAAAUGGAUUUAUCACCAUCAACAAAGUUCAUAGAUGUAGAUCUGAAGAUAACUGACAUACACUACCACCCGAAGGAAGUUCUUGUGAAAUUUCAGGGAUCUUAUAAUACAGACCACGAGUUUGACUACCAUAUAUUACAAAAUGAAAUACAACAAGUAUCCAAAGUGAAAGACUGCAUUGGCAUUGGUGAGUUUUGUUUAGUAGAAGAUCCAAAUUGUGGAGAAUGGUACAGAGGAAGAGUAAUACGAAAGAAGAACCACAUUUAUGAAGUAUUUCUGAUAGACAAUGGGAAUACAUUGGCAGUCCGUGAUUCUUGUAUUGCAUCUGCUGUUGAUGAAUUGUUUCAGCUUCCUCCAAAAAUGGUUUGUGGAAUCUUUGCAAAUAUACUUCCUGUUGGAGAAAAGUGGUCUUCAAAAGCUCUGAAUUACUUUUCAUCCUUAAUAGACUUGCAAAUUAAAGGCCGUGUACAAGCCAUUAUGCCACACCAAACAUUUCUUCUUGAUGUGCCAAAAGUUACUAGUGACGUGAUAGAACUGAAAUUAGGAAAAUGUGUUGAUGGAGACACAUUCCAUCUUAUUGUAGAAAUGUUAGCUGAAUUGCCAGAGGAGCCCCUAUGUAAUCAAAUGCCAGAUUUAAUUCAAAAGAAAUAUACAAGGCAGGAUUCAGUUUUCUGUAAUGCUAUGAUUCAACAAGAUUUUCAACCAAUUUUUGAUAGGCUUCGUCCUCUUUUAUCAGUUGGUGGAGUACAGCAAGUAAAAAUAUCAGUGGCAGUCAGUCCAAGUAAAUUUUAUUGUCAGCCAGUGCAAUAUCUAAUGGAGCUUGACGAGUUGACAAACAACAUGUCUUCAUAUUAUGAAACUAUUAAUAGAGAAAAUAUUCCAUCCUUUGACAGUCUGGGAGUCCUCUGUGCAGCCAGACGAAAAGAUGGUCAUUGGUACAGAGGAGUAAUACAACAGCUCCUCUCUGAUAACAACGUGAAGGUUUGGUUUGUGGAUAUUGGCAAUUGUGAAGCUGUGCCUUCCAGUUGUGUUCUGAAGCUUGAAUCAAAAUUUAUAUCGGUGCCUAGAUUUUCAUUUCCUUGUGCUCUAUCAUGUCUUAGUGACCAAGAUAAAUCCAUAAGAAAUAGCCAGCUAAAAGAAUUCAAGGAGGCCCUUCUAAGGCAAAGUCUGGUUUAUAUCCACAUUGACUUAUUCGAUGCUAAUGAACAUUUGUAUUACGUUACAUUGCUUAAGCAUGAAUCAACUACAAAUGGUGAAUAUCUGCCUCAGGGAAAUGCUGUGGUUCCAAGCUAUGGUCCUUCCUUUAAGACAGAAAUUACUGACACAUAUGGGGACGUGAGAAUUUCCAAUGCAAACCCUGUCUUUGCUGAACCUGUUCCUAACAAUAUACUACAAUCAAGAAAUUGCUCAAAUGCGAAGGGCUCUUCCUCAAAUUGUGUUUUAUCAGUUCCUUAUGAGACAGCAGAAAUGAAAACAGGUUCUGUCUAUGUUGCUUUUGUAGAGUAUGUACUGAAUCCUUCAAAUUUUUGGGUUCAAACUAAUCAUCUAGAUGAAUUUGAAGCCUUGAUGGGUAAAGUUUCAGAUGUUUAUGACAUAGGAGAAACAGGUGAUAAGAAUCUAGAAAAUCCAGAACCUGGCAUGCUGUGCUGUGCACGGUAUAACAAGGAUAUGCAUUUUUACAGGGCUGUCAUUGAGGAAGUGUGUGACAGUGGUAUUAAUGUUUAUUUUUUGGAUUUUGGAAAUACUGAAACUGUGCCAAUGUUUGAAGUGAGAACUCUGCUUCCAGAGUUCCAAGAGUUACCAGCUUUAGCCAUAUGUUGUUCACUUGCUAGAGCAUUUCCAGUUGAAGAUGUGUGGAUUAAAAAGGAAACAGACUUCUUUAAAAACUUGGUUUUUGGCAAACCAGUCAUACUUCAUGUUGUUGGAAAACAAAACAAUAAAUACAGUGUCAGUAUGCAAUGUGUGGAUGGCUCAGUGCAAGUUGAUGUUCUCCAAUCAAUGGUUCAGGCUGGCUAUGCUGUAUGUUGGGAAGUAAAGCCAGAUCCAUUACUGUACACUGUAAAAGAUUGUAAAGAACAAAACCCAGAACUUAAAAGUAAAAACAUGCAGUGUAAAAACCAUAUGUGGAAUAAUAAAAUGGGAGUAUGUAGAAAUGUUAAUAAUUUGCCUAGUACUCAUCCUGUGACGAUGAAGGUUGCUGUUAAUUGCCCACGGUGGGAGAGCACACUUUCCAAGAAAUAUGGGAAAGUGUCUGGAGAAAGUAACAGUAUGUGCCCUUACAAAGAAUAUCGGUUUAAACCCGGAACUGUCCUCGCUGUUAUAUGUUGUGAUAGUACUUCACCAGGUGACUUUUCAUGCCAGGUGCAAACUAAAUUACCAGAGCUAAAUAACUUAAUGGAGCAAAUUCAGAUUCAUUACAAAACACAAACCAUGCCAUAUCAAAGUGGGCAGCUUGCCUGUGUUGUGAAAGAUUCAAAUGAUGGAAAGUGGUACAGAGCUUGCGUGGUGAAACAUGUAUCCAAAACAAGAAUUGAAGUUGUAUUAGUGGACUACGGGAAUCAAAAAAAUGUUUUACUGGAAAACAUUCAAGCCAUUCUCCCAGAUUUUCUGACUUUGGAAUGUCAAGCAUUCAGAUGUUGUCUUAGUAGUGUAACUCGGUCUUUAAAGUUUGAUCCAGGUAAUUGGACUGCAGAAGCAUGUAAUGAUUUUAAAUCCUUCAUUUCUUCUUCCAAUGGACUGUUGACUUGCACCAUUUCAGCCCUUAUUAUUAAGAGCCCUAGCUGCUUAUAUAAUGUGGUUGAUUUGUGGACUCCGCAUGUCAGAGCACAGCAGUUUCUUUUAGACUGUGGCCAUGACCAGUUCUGCUCUCUCCAGUUCCCAAGAUUGCUCGCACCAUCAUUCUUUCUGUAUAGUUUUUACUAUUCAUCUUUUGAUGUGAAUGUUGGAAAUGAAGAAGAUGUAUGUAUAACGCAUAUAAAAAGCCCUACAAAAUUCUAUUGCCAGCUGAAUAGGAAUGCAGAUGAUAUGGGUAACCUGUUGCAAAAAAUUACAGAUAUCAGUAAGAUGGCAAGCUGUGUAGGCCAAAUAGACUCCCGCAGAUUAUACUUAGCCAAAUAUUUUGAAGAUGGAUUCUUUUACAGGGCUUUGGCAUUUCCUGUAGGAUUAUCAGAUUACUUGCCUGUAUACUUUGUGGACUUUGGGAAUAAACAAGUGGUAGCAAAAGAUGAACUGAUUCAUAUUCCAGAUCAUGCCUCAGAAGUAUUGUUCACCCCUAUGCAAGCUGUCAAGUGUUACCUGUUGGAUCUCAAAGAUACUGAAAUUCCAGUUGAAAUAAAUAAAUGGUUUGAGAAGAAUUUCUUAGGUAAAGAACUGAAGGCAGUAAUCAUAGCUAAAGAAUCUGAUGGCCAGCUUGGUGUGGAGUUGUAUGAUAACCAUCUACAGAUCAGUAAGAAGAUUAAAGAAUUAUUAUUAAAGCAUACAGCAAAGUGUAAUGAGCCCCCAAAGUAUGUAAACAGAUAUGUAGAAAAGCCUCUUGGAGCUCAAAAUGUGAAAGGAGUGGAAAAAAUGAGUGCAGUUAUAGCAAAAGUUAAAAGAGACACAGAAAAUAAAAUAAAUUCUUAUCGGAAUGAUGGGGAAGUAUAUGCUGAGCCUGGAAAAGAAACUGCAGUUGAUCUGCAGGAACAGUGCAGUAGGUCAGUAGAAGUUCCAGUAACCUAUGAAAAUACAGAAUCGGUCUUGCAAAAUACUUUGGGAGAGAGAGAUAAAAGUACAAGCAAAGAAAUUAGUGAUGACACUACUUUAAAAUGUAAGAAAGUGCCUGCAAAUGAUAUGACUGAAUUGCAUAUCCAGGAACUAAACCCUUCAGGACAAGAAAGGAGUACUUCGGCUAAGCAAAAGUACAGAGAUCUUAUACAGUGUAACAUUCAGCCAAAUUCCAAAGUGAUGGGUUAUGUUUCCUUCAUAAUUAGCCCAUCAAGUUUCUAUUUUCAUCUUGAAGAGGCUGAGAAUAAAAUUUUGCUGCUUUCUGAAGAACUGAAUAGAUGCAGACUGAUUUUAGAGCCACAAACUGACAUUGAGGAAGGUGACAUAGUAUUAACUGAGUAUGAAGUUGAUGGUUGCAUAUACAGAGCUGUUGUUAGAGCAGUUAAAUCGGAUGCAUUCUAUGAAGUAGAAUUCAUUGACUAUGGUAACUCGUCAUCUGUGAAUGCAUCAAAAAUCUAUAAGAUAGAAAAAGCUUUCUUAAAUUUACCAAGACUUAGCAUACACUGUUUCAUUAGUCAGGCAAAAUGCAUGCUGCCUGAUAAAAACUGGAGUAGUAAUAUUACUGCCUACUUUGUCAGUAAAUUAAAUAAUCAGCAAAUAAUUUGUAAGUUUCUACAUCAACAUGGAGAACAAUGGGAGGUUGAACUAUUCUCUCGUGGAAAGUCUGUGAUUGAUGAUUUAAUGCAGAUGAAAAUCUGUCUAGAUUUACAGAACAUGCCUAUGUUAAAUGAGAGAAAAUUGCUUUCAGCAAUAAAUACAUAUUCUAAUGUCAAUGACCAAAGUCAUCAAAUUGUACAUAAAGAAUAUGAAUCUGGACCUACUUGGAAAAGUCUUCCUAAAAUUGCUUACCAAAAAUUUAACCCCGGACAGCUAGAAAUAGCUGAAAUAGGUCACAUUUCUAGAAAUGGAAAUUUCUAUGUAAAGUUAACUAAGGAUGCACAAACAUUGCAUAUUGUAGAUAUGAUGGCUACUCAAGAAGCAGAGCAAAUAUUGAUUGCUGUGGAAGAUAUUCAAGAAGGGUUAGAAUGCCUGGCAAAAUCAAAAAUAACUUCCAAAUGGCAUCGAUCUGAAGUUAUUAAAAAGUUUGUGAAUGAGGAGAAUGUGCUGGGUUUUUUCAUAGAUUUGGGAAUAUAUGAAAUGGUAUCUUUCAAUGAUAUAAGGAGGUUGAGUAGCAAGAUGAGGCAUAUUCCCAGGAAUGCAGUCCCUUGUAAAUGGGUUUGGAUUGGAAAUACAGAUGGCCUGGCUUUUGAGAGAGUUCUGAAGAUGUUAAAAGGCCAUGAGAUAAAAAUUUUAUUUAUGGGAUACCUAGAAUCUGCUUUAAUUUGGCAAGUAGAAAUUUUAGUGAAUGGGAUUCUGUUGCUUGAAUAUUGGCCUCAAAUAUCUAAUCAAGGGAAGUUAGAGAAAUGUAACUUAUUGGAAAAGGAAAACUUAAAUAAUAUGAAAAUGACAGUGCCCGAAUAUUCAUUUAGGCAGAGUUCAAUUUCAUGGGCAAAGUUUCAGAACAAUAGAUCUUAUCCUGGCUUUGUCACAUCAGUCACUGAUCCAUCAAACUUCUUUAUCCAAUUAGAAGACUCAUUUAAGACCAUGGAAGUAUUGUUUAAGUUGCUCUCUGAUCUGCCAGAAAACUUGCCAACUAUGCCAAGGGAACUUGUUGGUACUGGCACAAGCUGCCUGAUAAAGACUGAGCCUAAUAAAAAGUGGAAUAGAGUCGAAGUUUCUCAACUCUCAAAUCAAUAUAUGCUUACCUUUGUAGAUGAUGGAGUAUCAGCUUCCAUUCCCAUCUCAGACUUCCACAGGUUAAAAGUUAUCCCAGAAGCACUUGUACAUUUACCUCGACUAACUUAUCCUUGUUCUUUAUUUGGAGUGUCACCCAUUCUCAGGGAACACUGGAAUGAUGAGGCUAAAUGUAAAAUUCAGCAAUUUCUUGGUAGACAAGGUCUAAUAUUCCAGUUCAGACAGUACUGUGGGAUGAAGAUGGAGGUAGAUGUGUCAUGUGAGGAAAGCAAUGCAGCGGAUGUAUUGGUUGCUUCUGGCUGUGCUGUGUAUUCUUUCACGUCAACUAAUUUUGUAGAAUGUAAUGCAUUGAGUUCACAAACGUUGCACAGUCCUUUGCAAAUGGGUAGUCAGAAAAGCUCUGGAAAGGCGGGGGAUCACAAAAUAUCAGAUUUGCUGUUCAAAUAUACUUGUGAUACAAGACCAAGAAGAAGCAGCUCUAAAAAACUGUGUUGUAGGAAAAAACUACUGAAGAAGGUAGCAUCACACAUCAAAAGAAAUAAAAACAAGACCUUCAGUGGCCAAUGCCAUCACAAAAAGGAACUGAGGAAAACUUCUCCCAUAGGUAUAUCAGCAAGAAUAACACAUGAGAUACCUGAUCCCACUGAACUGAGUACCUUUCUGGAAGUGAUGAAAAUUAGUGAAGAGAAGCCAUCAAAUAAACACUGUGCUAGAAAGGUCAGUUUCAAAUGUCUUAUUAAAAUUAAUUUUGUCCUUUUGAUACAUAUUGAGAAUUUUAUCAAGCAGCCUUUCUAUGAGGCUUUUGAUUCCGUGAGAUUUGCCAAGCAGCAUGGUCUUUGGUUGAAAUUUUCAUGA